Messenger RNA from Daucus carota subsp. sativus, 1809 nucleotides. RefSeq names its product probable serine/threonine-protein phosphatase 2A regulatory subunit B'' subunit TON2. Gene Ontology annotation, cellular component: spindle; centrosome. Gene Ontology annotation, biological process: microtubule cytoskeleton organization; regulation of dephosphorylation; cortical cytoskeleton organization. The transcript has 12 exons. The record is from RefSeq and is a predicted model, not a curated record. The coding region runs from base 139 to 1563 and encodes 474 amino acids. Lineage: Eukaryota; Viridiplantae; Streptophyta; Magnoliopsida; Apiales; Apiaceae. Gene Ontology annotation, molecular function: calcium ion binding.
UUGAAAUUUUGAAUUGAAUGCCAAUGUUUACUACUCACACAGUACCUGCUGCUCACUCAGAAUUCAAAACCUCAAAUAUCUAUAAUCUAGGGUUUUAUUGAAACCCAAAUUUACCGAGCAAUCGUUGCAAAAGAGGAGAUGCAUAAUGGCUCCGGCGACGGCGAAGCAUCGGCUUCCAAGAAGAUCCCUCCGGCCACUUCCAUGCUUUGGGUCCGAAAUCUCCGGCGCUUCAUCGGAUCCGGCACUGGUCUCGGUUCCGAAGCUUUAAUGGAGCUCGAAACAAAAAGAAUCUUGCUAGAUAUGUUCAAAGAGAAGCAACAAAAGAAUGCUGAAUCUGGCUCCCUACCAAGCUUUUAUAAGAAGAAACCCGAAGAUGGUUCCAUCAGUCACAGGGUCCAGAGGCUAGCAAAAUGUCGUUUUUUGAAGAAGCAAUCAGAUCUUUUGCUGAACGCUGAUGAUUUGGAUGCUAUGUGGGCGUGUUUAAGAGAGAAUUGUGUUAUUGAUGAUGCCACUGGUGCUGAAAAGAUGAACUAUGAAGAUUUUUGCCACAUUGCCUCUGAAUGUACAGAACAGAUAGGCUCUAAGUGUCGGCGGUUUUUUAGUCCUUCAAAUUUCAUGAAGUUCGAGAAAGAUGAGUCUGGAAGAAUUGCUAUUCUGCCUUUUUAUCUUUACGUAAUGCGUACGGUUUCACUUACCCAGGCAAGGAUUGACAUGAGUGAGCUUGAUGAAGAUUCUGAUGGAUUUCUUCAAGCUCAUCAAAUGAAGACCUACAUAAGCGACCUUAUUCCUAAUCUGGCACAACUCAGAGACAUGCCUGAAGCCUUUAUUGACACGUACUGUCGCAUAGCCGCACACAAAUUUUUCUUCUUCUGUGAUCCACAAAGACGAGGCAAGGCAUGUAUAAAGAAAGUGCUGCUCAGUAACGCUCUUCAGGAAUUAAUGGAGCUGCACCAGGAAAGUGAGGAAGAAGUGACUGACACCGAACAAGCAGAGAACUGGUUUUCAUUGACAUCAGCACAACGGAUAUGUGAUAUGUUUAUGGCCCUCGAUAAAGAUAUGAAUGGCACAUUAAGCAAGCAGGAACUCCGAGAAUAUGCAGAUGGAACUUUGACAGAUAUAUUCAUCGAGAGAGCUUUCGACGAGCAUAUCCGUCGUGGAAAAAAUGGAGGAGGUAACAGUCGUGAGAUGGACUUUGAAAACUUUCUUGACUUUCUUUUGGCCCUAGAAAAUAAAGAUACCCAAGAGGGAUUGACAUAUUUGUUCCGCUGUCUCGAUCUCCAUGGAAGGGGAUUUCUCACUACAGCUGAUAUUCACACUCUCUUCAGGGAUGUACAUCAAAAGUGGAUAGACGGUGGGAAUUAUGAGCUGUGUAUCGAAGAUGUACGGGAUGAAAUAUGGGAUAUGGUGAAGCCAGCUGACCCUUUAAGAAUUACACUAGCAGAUUUGUUAUCUUGUAAACAGGGUGGUACAGUUGCCAGCAUGCUCAUAGACGUCCGCGGUUUCUGGGCUCAUGACAAUAGAGAGAAUCUUCUCCAAGAAGAGGAAGAACCGGAAGAAGAAUGACUAUCUUAAUUGUGGCUAGAAUUCAGUUUGUACACUGUGUUGUAGGGGUUUCUGAAUGCUGAUUGACAACUAGGUUAACUUGUCGUAGAAAACUACUGUAGCCGCUGACUUAAAACUAAAUAUUAGAACUACUGUGCCCGCUGACUUAAAACUGACUAUUCUGUAUGUUGUAAAUCUAAAGUGCAUGUAGGAUGGCUGUGUAGAUGAAGUGCAGAGAAGGAAUCAGAUCCUUUCUUAUGAUGCUAA